AUGGAAAAGGAAAAAACAACAAAUUUAACGAGAUGGAAUGAGCGGAUGUUCAUCAUCCUUUAUGUAAAAGUUGACCAUUGGUUGAAACAGAUUGAAAAGAAACAAGAUUUUCAACAAUGUCUUAGAGCCCGCCUUUAUGUGCUUCCUUACGUAAGGAAAGUGAAAAAAAAAGUUCAUCAGAGAUUAAUUAUGAGCGUAAUAAAAAAUCCUCCUAAUUUGAAUAAAACUGACCCUUGGUCAUCGUCAUUGGAAAGAGAUUGUGAAACGAGAGACUUCAGGUACGGCAUGCUGACCCUUUUCCUACAUGCGCAGGGUGGUGAAUAUGUUUCAAGCAUACUCGAAAUAUUCCAUAAAACUUCAACUUGCUUCUGGCACAUAAAACUUCAUGAAAAUUCCAUCAAUGAAGUGGCACCCUGUGGAGAGAUAAAGUUCGAAGAAAAACAGAUUUUAUUACAUUUCUACUUGAAGGAAACAUUUAAACGAAAUCAAAAGAAAACCAAGCGAACCUUCUUGAUUCGGGACGCGUUAAGGGAUACUGCAAAGAGAGACUGA
Messenger RNA from Clunio marinus, 552 nucleotides. NCBI's taxonomy places the organism in Eukaryota, Metazoa, Arthropoda, Insecta, Diptera, Chironomidae. The record is from the annotation of a GenBank genome assembly.